GGUUAAUAUCUAUUCGAAUUAGGUUUGUCAUCAUGGACGAUGAAGCCGAGACGUACAAGUUCUGGAGGAUCAGGAAGACUGUGAUGCAGUUAUGUCACGACCGAGGAUAUUUGGUCACUCAGGAUGAGUUGGAUCAGACUCUUGAUCAGUUCAAGGGUCAAUUCGGUGACAGACCGAGUGAGAGAAGACCGGCCAGAAACGAUUUGUCUAUUCUUGUAGCUCAUAAUGAUGACCCAACAGAUCAGAUGUUUGUUUUCUUUCCUGAAGAGCCAAAAGUUGGAAUAAAGACAAUUAAACAAUACUGCCAGCGCAUGCAGGAAGAGAACAUAUCACGAGCAAUAAUCAUAGUUCAGCAGGGAAUGAGCCCGUCAGCUAAACAGGCACUAGUAGACAUGGCACCCAAAUACAUGCUCGAAUAUUUCCUCGAAACAGAGCUGUUGAUCAACAUCACAGAACACGAGCUUGUGCCUCAACAUGUGCUCAUGACGGAGGAUGAAAAACAAGAACUUUUGGCGAGAUACAAGCUGAAGGAGCACCAGCUGCCUCGCAUACAACAGAAUGAUCCCGUAGCGAGAUACUUUGGAUUGAAACGUGGACAGGUCGUCAAAAUCAUUCGUUCGAGCGAAACAGCCGGCAGAUACAUUACCUACAGACUCGUAGUCUAGCACACUUUCAACAACAAACAUAGCAAAGUGUAUAACAAACCAGACAUUCAAACAGCAAACGUGAC
Messenger RNA from Corticium candelabrum, 730 nucleotides. RefSeq names its product DNA-directed RNA polymerases I, II, and III subunit RPABC1. Lineage: Eukaryota; Metazoa; Porifera; Homoscleromorpha; Homosclerophorida; Plakinidae. Gene Ontology annotation, cellular component: RNA polymerase II, core complex; RNA polymerase I complex; RNA polymerase III complex. The transcript has 9 exons. Gene Ontology annotation, biological process: DNA-templated transcription. The coding region runs from base 33 to 665 and encodes 210 amino acids. The record is from RefSeq and is a predicted model, not a curated record. Gene Ontology annotation, molecular function: DNA binding.